AUGACAGACGACGACGAUCAGGCGACCGGCUGGGAGUUCGAAGCGUUCAAGAAGGACUACCUGGCGAGGAGAUGCAGCCUGACACUUCUGACGCCCGUGCAUGCCCCAGGCGGAACAAUCAAGAUCGACGAGGCGCGCUGCCUGGAAAACCUCCCCGACAACCGCACCUCGACGGGACACGACCCCGCCCUCCGGCGCGAAGCCAAGAACACCCCGACGGAAGAAGGCAUCACGGCCCCCAAAAAGCCACUGCCGCGCCAGCCACGAUGGACGGCCGACGACGAGAGAGCCCUGGAUCGUGCUUUCCAGCGAGCAGAGGCCGACAGAGCCGCCGAGGCAACACCGCCAAGAAACGAAGCCGUGGAAGCGGCAAAGCUCGCAAGGAAUGAGCACUUUCGGGGCAUGCUGGCCAUCAAGAAGAUGUCAGGCGACGGCAACUGCCUCUUCCACGCGCUCGGAGAGAACACCGGCGAGAGCGGGGCAUGCCUCCGAGCCCUAAUCAUCCAGUACCUCAGAGAGAACGCAGAAGCCGAAGAAGACGAAGAGCAAGUGCAGGCCUGGCUACAGGAAAGCCAAUACCUCCAAAGCGAUCCGGGUCACUGGGGCGGCGACACGGCCAUCAUCGCUUUCACCCGCAUGAGGCAGCAGCGAGUCCUUUUGCACUGGCGGACGCCAAACGGCGACAUCCUCACGAGCGAGCGCACGCACUCGGACGUGGACGAAGCAGCCCAACGCGGGCCGCACGCAGCACCGAACGCCACGGAAGUGAUCCAUCUCUGGUACAACGGCAGGGACCACUACGACCUGCUGGUGCCCAUAGACCGAGCACCGCCACCAGCACCACCACUGCCACCACCACCACCACCACCACCACCACCACCCCACCCGAUUCCGCGCCCAGCCAAGCGCAGAAGAACCGCCGCCGGCGGAGAGGAGGCCCAUCAACAGGCCCAGGCGCGCAAGACGCCGUCGAAGCCAACGACACGACCGCCCGAGCCAGAGGCACAGGACGAGCCCAACCUCCUGGAAGAGCUCACCAGCAUGCCCGUGGCGCCGGACAGCAGCCACCCCCGGCGGAAACUGGAAGAGGCUCUCCGGCACCUCGCACACACCCAGCUGCGAGCCCAGCCGCUGAUACCGCCCGGAGCCAGGCCCGAAGACCUCGACCGUGGGGAACCCUGGCCAGGACAGUUCUGCGCCUUCCAGAGCUGCAACUGGUCAUUGCUCACGGGCACCGAGCAAGAGCUUCGAGAGCACGUCCAGCAAGAGCACGCAACAGCACUGCAGAGCGUCGCACAGCACCUACCCAAGCCAAUCCCGGCCGAUGCACUGGCCAGCGUCUACAACGAAGCCAUAGCCCUGCGGUGCAGAGAGGCCGCACCCGUGGCAGGAAGCUCGCGGGACAGAAGCGCGCUGCGGAGCUUCGCCGAAGCCACCAGCAAAGACAGGGUGGAAGCGAUCAUUUGCUUCUGCUGCGCAUGCAUCCACACACGCGUGGCCGACGCCGAGGCCGCGGGCCCCAUCCGCUGGCGCAGGCUCAUCCAGGGUCCCCCCAGCAACGACAGGACCCACGCCGAGACAACCGAACGUCUGCACGACAUCCUGAGCAUCGACAAGUACCUGGGGCUCUACGCGACCUGGCCGGGGACGUCAAGCUCACCGACGUGGCCGAGCUGA
This is a messenger RNA of Symbiodinium sp. CCMP2592, 1677 nucleotides long. The record is from the annotation of a GenBank genome assembly. NCBI's taxonomy places the organism in Eukaryota, Dinophyceae, Suessiales, Symbiodiniaceae.